This is a messenger RNA of Clarias gariepinus (North African catfish), 1040 nucleotides long. RefSeq names its product complement C1q-like protein 4. Gene Ontology annotation, molecular function: protein binding. The record is from RefSeq and is a predicted model, not a curated record. NCBI's taxonomy places the organism in Eukaryota, Metazoa, Chordata, Actinopteri, Siluriformes, Clariidae. The transcript has 4 exons. The coding region runs from base 80 to 769 and encodes 229 amino acids.
GUGAUCACUCCUGUCCUAACCUCGAUCCUACAGCCGAUAUACAGGAGCUACAGCUGCGUUAAACACUCUUAAAUCCAACAUGUCAAUUAGCUCUCAGAUAGUUUUGCUGCUUUGUGUCUGCUGCGUUCAAGCGCAGGAUUUCAUGGCACCUAGCGUAAACAUAAUUAGUGAAAUUCAAAAAAUAAAAGCCCUGGAAGAAAGAAUGAAAACGACAGAAGAAGUGAUGCAGAGCCAAAACAACUCGGUGACUGAGCUGACCUCAAAACUGGAGGAUCUGAAAAGUGAAAAUGAAGCUCUGAAGACGACGGUCCAAACUCUACAGGAGAAAGUCGAAAGUCUACGGAACGAAAACGAAGUCAGGAAGGUGGCCUUUUCAGCAUCACUUUUAGCUUCUGGGGAGGGACACACCGGCCCCUAUAAUUCUGUUCCGUCUCCAUUAAUCUACAAAAAAGUCUUCACCAAUGCUGGAAACGGCUACGACUCAAACACUGGGAUCUUCACCGCACCAGUGAAAGGAGUUUACUACUUCAGAUUCUACGCUCACUGUCACGGCGGCAUCAAAAUGGCCGUCAGUCUGUUUAAAAAUGGAGAACGUCAGUGCUCGGUGUUUUCCUGGAAGCCCAUCACUAACGGCAACGCCAGCAACGGGGUCAUUCUCACUCUAGAAAAAGGAGACCAGAUGUUUACCAAGCUGUGGGAAAACACCUGGGUUUAUGAUGAUCCAGAGAGCUAUACCAGCUUUGGAGGGUUUUUACUUUCCCCCCUGUGAAACGGUGCCUUUAACAGAGUUAUUGGGAUGCCUCAUGCAGGAAUUUCAUUAGUUAAAACGUAAAACCAAUUUGAGCUUGAUUUUCUACAAAUUUAUGACCCAAUUACACUCAAGCUAAUCAGACAUGAUAGUGAAUGAAGUGACAGACAAAGAUUUAAAUUCACUGCCGUUCAUUUAAUUAGAAAAAGACUUUAAUGAGUCAGUGUGGAUAUAAACGUGUUUGUAUUUGCAUGCUAUGCUAUAUGUGUGUAAUAAAAUACAAAUCCUAUGA